GUCCCUCGCCUCUUACAACAGAUCCGGAGAGAGAGAGAGGGAGGGAGAGAGAGAGAUGCACGGCCGGCCGCGUAAACCCCUCAAACCCGAGGAUGAAGCAGCUUCCCUCGCCAAAGCUGCUAAACUGCGCACCCUCCAGAAUCAACUCCUUCACAUACACCAUAACAGAAUUUAUGACAAAGAAGCCCUAGAGAUCAGCUCGAAGCUUCUAGAAAUCAAUCCGGAAAUCUACACUGCUUGGAACUACCGGAGACUCGCCGUUGAAAACAAUCUACGGUCAGAAAUCGAUCCCGAUUCCAUCAAAGCCCUUCUCGAUGAAGAGCUCAGAGUCGUGGAGAGUGCAUUGAGGCGGAAUUUCAAGUCAUACGGAGCAUGGCACCAUCGUAAAUGGGUCCUAAGCAAGGGCUUUUCUUCAAUUGAAAAGGAAUUCAAGCUUCUCGAUCAGUUCCUAAAAGCUGAUUCCCGGAAUUUCCAUGGAUGGAAUUACCGGAGAUUCGUUGCAGCAUUGAAGAAUGUGUCGGAAGAGGAGGAGUUGAAGUUCACUACUGAUAAAAUAAAUGCCAAUUUCAGCAAUUAUUCUGCGUGGCAUAAUCGGAGUGUACUUCUGUCUCACCUGCUCAAGAAAAAGGCUCAAGGAUUUGUUCCGAGGGAAAAGGUCUUAACAGAUGAGUAUGAGCUCAUACACCAAGCACUUUUUACAGACCCAGAUGAUCAGAGUGGGUGGUUUUAUCAUCUUUGGCUUUUGGAUCAAACAGUCAAUCAAGAUGCUCCGCUGCUGAUUUCUUCCUGGCCCAUUGAUGGUUCGGAACUGAUUUUAUCUACUAAUGGGAACAUGGACGCCCAUGUAACUGCUCCAUUCACCAGUUCCCUUUCAGAGUAUGUUUUGCCUACAGGAUGCAUACCGCUCAUACUAUAUUUCAACCACGCUGUUGAAGGUGUAAGUUCGUCCACUGUAAUUGUUGAAUCCAUGUUUGAUAAGAAUGAAGAUCUUAUUUGGAGGCCACUUUCGAUAAACAACUCGGGAAGAGCGCAUGCUUGGGUGACAUAUCUGAAACUUCCUGAUGUAAAUCACCAUGCUUUGAAAGCUUAUCCAGUUGAGGUUAGCCUUGGACAUUCUCAGGGUAUCAUUUCCUCAAAUGGGUCCAACUACAACUAUUCUUCUCGGUUUGGAUUUAAUCUGAACUUACAGUCUACUGAUCCAGAUCAGGCUGAAAGAAAAUCAGUUACAGAGAUGGUCAUCUGGAAAGACAAUUUUUAUACCGACGAAACCCUUCUUCUGGAUUUAAGUCCCACUGCACUUUCAUUGGAUCAACUAAGGAUCAGCGAAGACCACGAACCAUCUGUUUCUAAGUGGCACAUAGACACCUUAGCAAACGAGAUAGCUCUUUUCCGGGAAUUGUUGUCAGAAAUAAACUGUAAAAUAGCGAAGCUCACACUAGCGCGGUUGUUAAUGGCUCGUGAUGCAUUGAUGUCACUUGGUACGUUAUGCAUGCAAAAGAGGAUCCAUUCGGAAGAGGUUUUACAACUCUUUAAUGACUUGAUGAAGUUGGAUCCUGUACAUGCCUGUUAUUACAAGGACGAACAUAGCUUAGUCCUAAUGGAGCAACUUACUUCCAAUAGGGAAUCUUUGGUGAAGCACUGUUCAUACUAUAAAGAACUAAAGCCCUCGAGAGCCCAACCUACUGUCUGCCUACGGCUUAACAAAUUAUCACUGUCACGGAUUGGUUUCUUUGAGCGUUUGCUGUGGGUCCAGAUGCUAGAUCUCAGUCACAACGAGCUUCAAUCAAUCGAAGGUUUGGAAGUGAUGCAACUCCUCACCUCCUUGAACCUAAGCAACAAUCGAUUCCGCAGUUUCACCGCAUUGGAGCCUUUGAAACUGAUAAAACCAUUGAAGACACUUGACAUCUCUCACAACGAAAUCGGGGCACACCCAAUCGACACGACAAGGUAUUUAUGUUCAUCUCCUCUUUCUCAAGCAAUAGGAAUCGAUUGGAAUGCUGGGGAGUACACAAGCAGUAAUGUCAACACCGGGAGUCACUGGGAAGCCAUAUUGAUCUUUAAAGAUCUGCAUUUGGCACAGUUAGAUGUUGAGGGGAAUGCAGUUUGCGACGAGGAUUUUAGAGUGUUGUUGGUGCGUGUGAUUCCUACCCUUGAAUGGCUCAAUGGCAAGCACAUAUAGCAAUAAUCUUAUAAUUUUUACAGGGGAUGAUUUAUAGGCCGAUUUGUUUCAAUAGAAUUGAGUUGUACCAUACAAACAAUCUAUGCUUCUUUAAGAUGAUUUAUUAAUCUGAUUGAUCUCAAUACUUGCAUCGAAUCCAA
This is a messenger RNA of Magnolia sinica, 2319 nucleotides long. Its product is annotated as geranylgeranyl transferase type-2 subunit alpha 1. Gene Ontology annotation, molecular function: Rab geranylgeranyltransferase activity; protein binding. The transcript is spliced from 8 exons. Gene Ontology annotation, cellular component: Rab-protein geranylgeranyltransferase complex; cytoplasm. Gene Ontology annotation, biological process: protein geranylgeranylation. The record is from RefSeq and is a predicted model, not a curated record. Lineage: Eukaryota; Viridiplantae; Streptophyta; Magnoliopsida; Magnoliales; Magnoliaceae. Bases 56 to 2179 code for a protein of 707 amino acids.